ACGCUCUCAGACGCCUCUGCACAAGCGCUGUGAGCGCGCCUCGCCGGGUCGCCCUCGGCUACAGACCGUGACGCAUGCGUGCUGCAAGUCCUGCGCCUGCGCGUUGAGGCGAAGGAGUGUGGGGGGGAAACAGGUCGGCGUCGGAGCAGCGGCUGCAGAGCGGUGCGCGUGCGCAGCCGGGAAGCGGAGCAAGGCGCAAACUGGAGUGUAGGACGGUUCAAAGCGGUGCGCAUGCGCAUCAAAAAAAAAAAAGACUGAGGCGGCUCUUGAGACGGGUUGCUCACGUGCUACAAGGGAACCGAGGCUAGAGAACGCUUAGCCGUGCGACCCUGGAGUUGCGUCAAAGCUGCGCGCCUGCGCAACCGCAAAGGGAGGCGGGAGGAAGUGAGUGCGUUUUCCUCUUAGGCGACGCCAUUUUGUGCUCAGAGCCGCCACAGCCGCGGGCGGCGAGUGUAUGAGGUUCCGGAGCGGGAGGGGAAGUCGCGGAAGCGAGAAUGGCUGAGCCUAUGACGGGGUCAGGCGAGCCCGGCUGUGGUCCGGUGGCCUCGGAUGCAGGGACGCGGCGGCUCAGUGACUUGCGGGUGAUCGACCUGAGGGCGGAGCUGAAGAAGCGGAACCUGGAUACGGGCGGCAACAAGAGUGUGUUGAUGGAGCGGCUGAAGAAGGCAGUUAAGGAGGAAGGACAAGAACCUGAGGAGGUCAGCAUCAGCUGUGGAGCCACGAGCAAGAGAGCUGUAAAGAGAUGCACCAAAGGACCCAAGAUGGAGGAGGAGGAGGGCGGCGAGGACAACAGCCUGGAAGAAGAUUCCAGAGAUGGGCAGGAUGGGGUUGUGAUGCUGCAGAGCUCACAAGACAGGGACAGCAUGAACACAGGUGUGCCAGAUGGAACGGAGGCUGAGGACCUCAGUGAGCCCUGCCUGGGGGAGGGCAACACCAACGAGCACAUCCCUCAUGCCUUCGAUGACAGUAAAGAGUACGUGGCCGCGCAGCUGGGACAUCUUCCAGCUCAGCUCCUGGAGCAUGCUGUGAAUGAAGAUGUCUACAAGAACACUCUGGAAGCUUCCAUGUCAGACCUUAAAGUAACUCUGGCUGAUGAAGGAGCCCCCUUGGAACCAGUAACAUUCGUUUUUGUCUCCAGCUCUGUUAAGGAAGAACAGGAUAUAAAGCCAGUCAUUAAAGAUGAGAAAGGGCGUGCCAGCUGUGGCUCAGGAAGGAACCUGUGGGUCAGCGGGCUGUCCUCCAGCACACGCGCGACUGACCUCAAGAGCCUCUUCAGCAAGCAUGGGAAGGUCGUCGGCGCCAAGGUGGUCACCAACGCUCGCAGUCCUGGGGCCCGGUGCUACGGAUUUGUGACUAUGUCCACGUCAGAUGAGGCCACCAAGUGCAUCAGCCACCUACACAGGACUGAACUGCAUGGGAGAAUGAUCUCCGUGGAGAAGGCCAAAAACGAACCCUAUGGGAAGAAGUCGGCAGACAGGAGAGCUUGUGAUCAGAAGGAGAAGGUGCCAGGGCUGGACAGGCCUCACCCUGUGGAGAUCAAGACGGAGAAAACUGUGAUCAAGAAGGAAGAGAAACUGGAAAGAAAGGAGGAGAAAAGGCCAGAAGACAUUAAAAAGGAGAAGGAUCAAGAUGAUCUCACUUCAGGAGCCGCCAGUCGGUCUCGAGUCACCAAAUCAGGAAGCAGAGGCACGGAGCGGACAGUUGUGAUGGACAAGUCUAAGGGCGAACCCGUCAUCAGUGUGAAGGCCACAAGCAGGUCAAAGGACAGAAGCUCCAAAAGUCAAGACCGUAAGUCGGAGGGCAGGGAGAAGAGAGAUAUCCUGUCCUUCGACAAGAUCAAGGAGCAGCGGGAGCGAGAGCGCCAGAGGCAGCGGGAGCGGGAGAUCCGGGAGACUGAACGGCGUCGGGAGCGGGAGCAGCGAGAGCGGGAGCAGCGACUGGAUGCUUUCCAGGAACGUCGUGAGAAGGCCCGCCUGCAGCGGGAACGGCUGCAGCUCCAGUGCCAGCGUCAGCGGCUAGAACGCGAAAGAUUAGAGCGGGAGCGGCUGGAGCGCGAGCGCAUGCGCGUGGAACGGGAAAGACGCAAGGAGCAGCAGCGCAUUAUGCGGGAGCGUGAAGAACUGCGGCGGCAGCAAGAGCAGCUGCGUGCUGAGCAGGAACGGCGGGCACUGCGCAGACCCUACAACCUGGACGCCAGGAGAGAGGACGGCUACUGGCCUGAAGGGAAACGUGCAGCCAUGGAGGACAGGUACCGAGACUUCCCACGGCCAGAUCACCGCUACCACGGCUUCCACCACCGGGAGCGCAGCCAUUACCAGGAACACGUCAUAGACAGGAGGGACCUGUCCAGACCAGGAAUGGAGGAGCGGGAUAGGCAGUACUACCUAGAUGACCACCAUGGCCACGGAGGGCCCCUCGAGCACCACGGCUGGGACUCCCGAGAUGGCUGGCGUGGCUAUAGCUGUGACAAGAAGUUGAAUGAAGGCCAAGGGCUGCCCCCUCCACCCAAGGUAAACCGAGAAUGGGCAGAGCAGCACAACUCACGGCUGGAGGAGCAGCAGGUUCCUGCCUGGCACGGUGCCGUGGACACAACCAUGACAGGCCAUGAGCACUUACGGUGGCGAGGUGCUGAGCGGGCCAUUGCAGGGCCCGGGCAUGGGCAUGUGGCACCAGGCCGGGGUGGCAUGGCUGGGCAAGGGAGCUUUGCACACGGCGGACAUUCCCAGGGCCAUGUGGUACCCAGUGGUGGACUGGAAGGUGGUGGCGUGACCAGUCAGGACCAGGGUGGCCGAGUCCCCCACCCCCACCCCCACUUCACCCGCCGCUACUGAGCCCUGCUCUGGACCAAACCCUGCUGCUCUAAGUAGGCAGAGGCUGCAGCCCAAGCCACCUCCCACUGUGGCACCGCCAGCAGUCGCAGGUUCUGCCAAGUGUCAUGUGAACUCACUCACUCUCCUGGUGUUUUUAAUAAACACAGUCCCGUUCUGCAUUUGUAAGACAA
Molecule: messenger RNA, 3001 nt
Organism: Psammomys obesus (fat sand rat)
Lineage: Eukaryota; Metazoa; Chordata; Mammalia; Rodentia; Muridae
Product: scaffold attachment factor B2-like
Exons: 20
Coding region: 495-2831 (778 amino acids)
Biological process (GO): regulation of androgen receptor signaling pathway; regulation of transcription by RNA polymerase II; regulation of mRNA processing
Cellular component (GO): nucleus
Molecular function (GO): RNA binding; sequence-specific DNA binding
Source: RefSeq, a predicted model, not a curated record